This is a messenger RNA of Ostreococcus lucimarinus CCE9901, 621 nucleotides long. RefSeq lists its product with no specific name. The transcript has a single exon. Lineage: Eukaryota; Viridiplantae; Chlorophyta; Mamiellophyceae; Mamiellales; Bathycoccaceae. The annotation marks the transcript as partial. The record is from RefSeq and is a predicted model, not a curated record.
CGCGCGCCGGCGGAGCGAGUCGUCAUACACUGUCACGCGAACGCGUGCGAUAUCGGACACAUACACUCGCUCUGCGCGCGAGACGCGGAGUGCUGGCGGGCGAACGUGCUGCUGGUGGAGUAUCCGGGAUACGGGACGUCGGAGGGCGUGGCGUACGAACGCGCGGUCGAUCGACACGUCGCGGCGGCGUACGUGUACGUCACGGAAGAGUGUGGGGUGAAUCCGCGAGACGUCGUAGUGCUCGGACGAUCGCUCGGGACGGGACCGGCGACCAAGCUCGCGGCGGCGGUGGAGCGACUCGACGGCGCGCAGUUGGGCGGGGUGAUUUUGCACUCCCCUUUCACGAGCGUGAAACAGGCUGGGUUAGUGCUUUUGGGGCAAAUCGCGCACAUUAUGGAUGAUCGAUGGGAUAAUCGCGAAUGGGUGCGCGCGUAUAAGGCGAGAACGCUCAUCGUGCACGCGAUCGAGGACGAAGUCGUGCCGUUUGCCCACGCCCAGGAGCUCGACGAAAUCAGGCGCGCGGCGGGGCUACACUGCAAACUCCACUCCACGCACGGCACGCACAACUAUUUUUCCUAUUACCGAGACUACUUGCAGCCGAUAUUGGAGUUCAUCGAUUCG